AUGGACGGCUGCUGCCCCGGCUCCUGCCCCGGCUCCACCGGCUCCUCCUGCUCCUCCUGCCCAGCUCCGGCUCCGGCUCCAGCACCGGCUCCGGUUCCAGCUCCAGCUCCAGCUCCAGCUCCAGCUCCAGCUCCAGCUCCGGCUCCGGCUGAGGGCGCAAAUCCAGAGGGGGCUGAAGGGGAGGAAGCCCCUCCUCCUCCACCUCCACCCGUCGUCUACUCCCGUUACGCAGACGACACCCUCAGACAUGUCAUCCAGAUGUUAAAAGAGCGAACGGAGGUGCUCAAAGAGAAAGUCAUUGACCCAUAUGCCACGUCUCCAGAAAUCACUCCACCCGUCACACCCAUUCUGAGGAAAGAUGAUUACAUCCGACUUAAAGAAGAGGAACGGAUAGCUAAAGAAGAGGCAGACAAGAAGAAGGCAGAGGAAGCGGCCAAGAAGGCGGAGGAGAAAAAGAAGAAGGAUGAGGAGAAAAGGCUGGAGAAUGAGAAGAAAGCGGAGGAGGAGAGACUGGCAGAGGAGGCCAGGAAGAGGGAACAGAUCCUCCCGGACAUCAACUGUUCCUGCUUCGACGUCCUCUUCCAACCGGUGGAGGAGAUGAUGGACAAAGUCCUGGGAAACACCAUUGAUCCUUUCACAGAUCGUCGCUAUAUUGCCUGGUUGGCGGUCGUCGCAGUGGCAUACAACUACAACGUGUGGUUCUGCACUGCUCGCCUGGCCUUCCCUUACCACAACGAAACAACCAACCCAUUCUGGAUAUUCUUUGACGUUCUGUCUGACGUUGUGAACGUCAUAGACAUCAUGGUUUGGCAGCCGCGACUGCAGUUUGUCAAAGCCGGAGACAUCAUCAAAGACCGAACUCUGACGAAGGUGCAUUAUCGGAAAUCACAACGAUUUAAGAAUGACAUGGCCAGCAUCUUCCCGUUUGAUCUUCUCUGCCUGCAAUUUGAAUUCUCCUCCAUCUACCGCUUCAACCGCUUCAUCAGGGUCGAAUCCUUCUUUGAGUUCAGCGACAGACUGGAGAGCAUCAUGGCCAAAGCUUACAUCUGGAGAGUGGCCCGGACCACAGGCUACCUGCUCUACGUGCUCCACAUCAACGCCUGCAUCUACUACGUGGCGUCGGUUAACCAGGGCCUGCGCUCCACCACGUGGGUGUACGACGGGCAGGGCACGGCGUACCUGCGCUGCUACUACUACGCCGUCCGCAGCCUCAUCAACAUCGGGGGUCUUCCAGAACCCGUGACGGUCUUUGAGAUCAUAUUUCAGAUGACCAACUUCUUCAUCGGGGUCUUUGUGUUCUCCAGUCUGAUUGGACAGAUGAGAGACGUCAUCGGAGCAGCGACGGCAGGUGAGACGUACUUCCGAGCGUCCAUGGAUGGAUGCGUGGACUACAUGAACACCUACACCAUCCCUAAACUGGUCCAGAACAGGGUCCGCACUUGGUACAACUACACCUGGGCGGCUCAGGGAAUGCUAGAUGAGUCAGAGCUCCUGGAUAAGAUGCCUCUGGUGAUGAAGACUGCCCUCGCUGUGGACAUCAAUCUGGCCACCUUUCAGAAGAUUGCACUGUUUCAGGGCUGCGACCAGCAGAUGUUGGUAGACAUGUUACUGAGGCUCAAGUCCAUCAUCUACCUGCCAGGAGACUUUGUGGUGAAGAAGGGUGACAUCGGUAAGGAGAUGUACAUCAUCAAGAGUGGGGCGGUGCAGGUGGUGGGAGGACCUGACAACAGCAUUGUGUUUGUCACGCUGAAGGCCGGCUGCGUGUUUGGAGAAAUCAGUUUACUACAGUCUGCUAAAGAUGGGGGCAACAGGCGCACGGCCAACGUGAAAGCACACGGCUUCGCAAACCUCUCUGUCCUGGAAAAGAAAGACCUGUUUGACAUCCUGGUCCACUACCCAGAGUCCCAGAAGGUUCUGGCCCGGAAGGGCAGGGCACUGGUCAAGGCCAAAGCUCCAGGAGGAGGCAAGGAGGACAAGCCGAAGGGUCUAACUCUGUUUGGACCCAAACCACAAACACCAAAGCUCCUCAGACUCUUCGCCAACAUUCGCAAAGCUAAGAAAAACGCAGAAGAGCAGAAGUGAGAGCGGGAUCUGUCACCAUCUCAUCGCUGCAUUAUUUUAUAUAUCUACUUCCUUUAGCUACUGAGAAAACACUCAGGCG
Molecule: messenger RNA, 2161 nt
Organism: Cololabis saira (Pacific saury)
Lineage: Eukaryota; Metazoa; Chordata; Actinopteri; Beloniformes; Belonidae
Gene: cngb3.1
Product: cyclic nucleotide gated channel subunit beta 3, tandem duplicate 1
Exons: 18
Coding region: 1-2082 (693 amino acids)
Biological process (GO): monoatomic cation transmembrane transport
Cellular component (GO): plasma membrane; intracellular cyclic nucleotide activated cation channel complex; photoreceptor outer segment
Molecular function (GO): cGMP binding; intracellularly cAMP-activated cation channel activity; protein-containing complex binding
Source: RefSeq, a predicted model, not a curated record